Cylas formicarius (sweet potato weevil) is the source of this 9251-nucleotide messenger RNA. RefSeq lists its product as uncharacterized. The transcript has 15 exons. The coding region runs from base 321 to 6074 and encodes 1917 amino acids. The record is from RefSeq and is a predicted model, not a curated record. NCBI's taxonomy places the organism in Eukaryota, Metazoa, Arthropoda, Insecta, Coleoptera, Brentidae.
GGUGAAUCGUGCGUUGGGGUGGUUUUUCCCUCGCGAUUUCUCUCUGCGUUGAAAAGAAAAAUAUUUGUGGACCUGAUAUUUGUUUUGUUACCAGCUCGUUUGGGAAAUUUAACGACGAGCGGGCCUUUCCCGAGUAGGUGACAUAAUAUGACGUUAUUACGUCCCCUCGCUGUACCAGACGUAAUCCGUCGUUUAAACACCCUUUGGGCAAUAAGGACCUGAAAUUGAAUUUGCAAUUUCCACCCCCGACGUCCUGAAGGUGCGGAGAACGAGAGUGGUUGCAGUCAAGCGUUCAAGAGGGAGCGAGUUGUGCAGUAAAGAUGCGUGAAACUAGCUCCAGAAAAUCUAGGAUUCCGGUUAGGAUAAAGAGAAAAUUUGUUUUGAAGGAUGGCGGCAAGCUCGAAAUGCAGUCGAAAAUGACACAAAAGGCACCCAAUCCCACUUCCUUUGAGAGUCGAGUGAACGACAGAAUUGUUGAAGUAUCUCUCGAAUCGUCACUAGCCACAUCCGGGAGCUCUUUGGUUACGCUGUCCACGUCCGAGCACGUGUCUAUCGAAGCCCUCGAUGAUUCCUUCGAUGUAAAUUAUACGGGGGGUUUGACCUCGGGGCAAUCCCAGACAGGACGUCAAUGUUAUGACGGAGACGAGGCGUCGGCGGGCGUCGAACUCAUUGGAACCACUAAUCUAAAACCGGAAGAGUGUGACCCAUUGAAAUCGGCCUACCAUGAAGAGGAGAAGGACGGCGUGGAACCGGCGGAAACGAGCGGCAGCACGACGAACGAGUUAGAAAAGGACGAAUUCACUCAUGAGAGCCGGCAUGAAAAGGAGUGGCACUCGUCCGUCCCUGUUUGCCCAACCGAUACUAUAACCUCCAUCGCUUUGAAGAAACAAAAGCCAACGGCUACGUCAUCAAAACAACGUUCCCGCGGCUCUCAGUCCGUCGACGUAGUACCGCCGGUAAACAAUCGUCGUGGUGCCGCUAAUCGAAAACGAGAGAAACGCGUCUCGCACGUGGGCAGCGGGAGUGGUACGGUACCAACUAGAUAUGGCAUUGUCUGCGACAAAAACGCUAAAGGUGCGCGUUGUCCCUCAAACGAGAGCGUUAUCAAACGGUACCGGGGUGGCGGAGAUGAAAUGAAAGAUGGACAUCUGCUGGUCGUACCUGAGAUAACUGUUGCCGCGGAUGUGUGUCAUAGUGCUAGCGUCGAGAUUAAUAUUGGAGAAAGUGGCGAUUUAAAGUUCCGCGCGGCAUCUGCGACAAAGAAGUCCGGUGAGAAUGUCGUGUGUGGUACCAGAGGCGCCCGGAAAAUGCUCGAUAAGUGCUGCGAAAAUGUGAGUUGUGAGGAAAGUGACGGUUCAUCAAACGGUAAUUGUUCGGAACAAGUUUUGCCUUCUUCGAGUAGGGACGCAGUGGAUGUGAGUGGAGAUGAUUGGUUUCAGGACGUAGAACGAUCUAUUGGUCGAAACGGUACGACGAUGAGCAUCGACGGUGAGACCGAAUCUCCUCUAGCCUCGACCGCCGACGGUGCGGAGCGUGGCGUACCGAGCAACUUGUUGAACGACCCCCCGGCUUCCCGGCAGGAUGAGCCUCGCGAAAUUUGCGAAAACUCGCAUCAGGCAAAUUGCCACGAUCAAACCGCGACCUGGAAAAGUGAAAACGUUGAAACUGGCGGAACGUCCGCGACGAACGCCGAGGAAAUCCUCCUUGCCGCUGAUUGUCGUUCGUCGAAAACGAUCCCCGACGAUCCUUCGUCGACCCACGGGGAUCCAUGUGCGUCGGACGGGGUCCCAGAGACGGCCUCAUCGAUCGGAGUCGGCGUUGUCGGAUGCGCAACUUCGCUGAGCUGCAGUCUCGUAUGUACGGCCAAAGGCUCCGCCAGUUUCGCUUGCGACUGUCCGAACUCGCAGGACUCCAGUCCAUCAGCAGCGGCGGUAGCAGCAGUAAAAAAGUGCCGCGACGACAAACUCAACGUCUGUGACUCAACGGUCGGUGACACGGUGCCAAAAGAUGCCACCCGAAGCGACGGAGUCGUAGAACGGCCGCGGAAACGCGAGCAAUUGUGCUGGAGUUUCCGAAACGGUAGGCUAGUCUUCGAUGCUGUCGAGGAGGAGGAAGACGGCAAGAGUGACCUUGACGGUUCAAGGCAUCGGCGGGAACAAGUGGUUGACGCGGCCGACAUCCUCUACAGCAAGGAUAUAAACAAGCGUCCCGAUGAAGGUAGAUCUAGAUUAAAACGUUUGGGAUGCAAGCUUAAAGAAGCUGGACUGACCGACGAUAACCUCGGCGAUGCGGACGUCAAACGAGACUUAGAAGGUGGUUUUGCUCGUAGUGGCUCUUUCGAGGCUCACGCGUACGACCUCGAACUGACUGAGGAUUCGCCACGCGAAACUGUCGUUCCCAAAUAUAUCGAUUACGAUCAAUUUCAAAGAGGCGCCUCGUUCGAAACCAAAGGCGUUCUGAGUUUAGAUUCGAAUCAGAACGUAGUGAACGAAGACGAUGGCGAUCCGGAAGAUCUAAUCCCGGAAGAAUCUCACGGCUUCUCGCAAUUCGACGUGAGCACUUUCCCAGGCUUCCUAGACGAUGAAUCCGACGCGUGCAGCGAUUGCGAAGAAGAAGAAGAACAUUAUAUAGUUAUCAAGCGAGGCAAGAUGCGUGGCGACGGGAGCGGUCUUUCCGAAACUGUCAAACAUAAUCCGGAUCGGGACAACUUGAAGUCGCUCCUGAAGAAGCCGGGACGCGGCAAAGAGAAGAAACCAAAUCGCGUGGUCUUCAACGAGAACAAAAACGAAUUCUUCGACGCCGAUUAUAUUAUCCUUAUCCGCGAGGAGUGCGAUUAUGACGACGAAGACGACGACGGUAUCUGCACCUGUAAUCAGCACGAGAUCGUCCGGUUGACUUGCUGUGAGCCGAAUUGUAACUGCAACCAGGGCUACGAUGGAUUCGACCAGACGCCACCGAGUCCUAAGUUCGCACCGCCGAUCGAGUUCGUGGACGCCGUGACCUUGAGCCCGCCGGAGGGUUACAAAGACCUGGAGCUGGGGGAGGAACAGCUCAUGGCCCUGCAACAGAUGGCGAGGAGGAGCCAACGGACGGCCGUGUGCAGGGAGUGCAGCGCGAGCCAAGAAGAAGCAGCGGUUGAUGAAGGGGACGGCUCGCAGUCGGACGGGGAAAUCGAGGGCCAAACAAAAGAACAAGAGGAGAAGGAAAAGACUGAUCAAAGUCAACAAACUACGCCGACCACGCCACCUAAUUCCGAAAGUCCUUCUAGUCAGAAAUACAUCCUCGAAACAAUCACCAUGACAACGGUAACUCAACAGCAAAUUCUACGCGAAGCGGAAGAGGAGAAAAAACACCUUUCCCAAAACUCCCAGUUCCCGAACGGAUCGCCUAUUGCGGGCAUUCUGAAAGGCGGAAGAUUAUGGAAACAGCAGAGCAACGAUGGAAAUGUCAAAAUAAGCGAACAAAAUUUGACGAACGCCGAAGUGACCACGUCGGAUGACGAAAGCGGCAGCAAACGGUCGGUGCGUUUCAUCGAAUCGACCGAAACAAAGGAAAAGCGCGACGUGUGCGACGGGGCUCCGGAAACGUCCCUCGAAGAGGGAUCGUCUAAACAGCUGCAGCUGGAACCGACAGACAAAAUCGACAACGCUGCCAACAAGCAUCCGACUGAGAAUUCCAGUUCGCCCGAAUCAACGGAAAUGAUGCUGACGUUUAAACUUGGAAGCCACGUGUUGAUUUCCAACAACAGCUUGAAGCCGAAUUCGGCUGUAAGGCAGCUAUUCCCAUGCGCCCAGAGUUUGGCCGCAGCCCAAGGAGUCAGGGAAGAAGAGAACUCCCAACAGUAUUUGGUAACCGCUGAAAGUCUUCGCGCGUUCGAAGAAGCCAAACGCUCCAAAUUGCCGCAGAUCGUUCAUACCGGCGAGAAUGACGAAAACAUAAAGCGAGCGAUCGAGAGGAACACUUUGCGUCGCUCUUUGAUUAGAUACGAACCCCGAAGCAAGAAGCAAGCUUAUAAGACUGAUAAUUCGCUAGUUGAGAGAAUAAAGCAACUCACUUGCGACGUUGACGACAAUGUUAAUCACAUUGAGCACCAGCCGUCUGAAUCGUCCACCGAGACGUCGGAAGACGUCCCGGAUAGUAGCAGAUCCAGUCCACCCGGCGAAGAAUCGAGGAAUUCCCCGGACGUAAGCACUCUAGUCAACAAAAGUCUCGACAAAAGUUUUUCGCCGUCGUCUUCGUCCACGUCUUCCUCCAACUCGUCUUCGAUGUCUUCCGCCUCGAAUUAUCACCAUUUGCGCAAACUUGGUGGUGACAUGGGAAUGUUGCCCGACGGCAAGCAUCGCUUGGAUACUAUUCCGGAUAUACAAAAUAAUUACAGGAGGGAUGCGAAACCGCUGCCCGAUAUUGGGGGUCCUCACAACCAUGAGGCUACCGAUCCAUCUCGACCGCAUCCGGCAGGAAUUCCAGACCUCAGUCACUGUGCCAUAUCAAACAAAAUUAGCUCGUCGUCGACUUCCAGCGAAUCCAGAAGGCAAUUUCUAUCGACGCUUGCUCCCCUUACCGCUUGCGUGUCGAUGGGUAUCGGCCACGGUGAUGAUUACUAUUACCAUUUGAGUAACAGUCAACCAUGUGAUCGUGUAUCGGUAGCGAGUUCCGGUACUGAGUACAGCUUGGAAGAUAUUGACGAGGGCUUGAAGAAUGAAGAAGAAGAUCACAAACGUAUCGCUCCUGACGUCUUGGUCGGAACACCGUCAGCCUCAGAAUCUGGAGAUGAAUUGGCGCUAUUCGUUCAGCAGGACGCGAGCAGGAUCGAAAGGAUUAAAAAGAAAUAUCAACCCGUAGAGCAGCCACAAAAAGACAAAGACGAAGACGACGAGCACGACGACUACGGAUUCAACAAAAGACCGAGCGUGCGCGGCAUUAAACCGCGUUUCGGUACCACCACCGAGAUCCUGCAGCAGAUCCAGAACCAACUGCAACCGCCGUUGCCUCCGCCAGCCAGGAUGGCGUGGCCGUAUUAUUCCGAGAGCGGCUUGACGGAUAACUCGAAACAAAAGAACGCGAACCCGGCUCACCACCCGAGCGCGUACCACUACGGCGCCCCUCAAUACCGUCCCACGUCGCUACAGGACGAGAGUUUGUAUCAGAACUGCGCGAAUCAGAGGUGCGCUUCGCGUGACAUCUACCAGCAGCGCGGCAACGCUAACGUUUAUUCAUCGGUGGUAAGGAUGGGGAACGAUUAUUACCACUCAUUGCCGAGACAAAGGAAUGGAAGACCGCAAUCCCCGCCGCCGAUGGACAUGUCGAAAUCGUUCCAUCAGACGAUGGUGUACAUUCCGUACAACCACAUCGAGGGGUACCAGCCGGUCGCUUAUUACCACCACACGGGCAACGCGGAUUAUGUCACGAGGGUGUCCAGCCAGAACCAGAUCAAUAAGCGUUACGUCGAACCGAUAUACCAGUCGAGAACGCACCAGCAUCCCGACGAACACCAUUACAAUUCCAACGCGGUACCACCCAUUCCGCCGAAACCCGUCGCUAGGGCUCCGUAUCAUGGCAAUCAGCCCCCGCCGCACAUCUUGGCUUCCAAUAGGAGCGAAUCUCCGCUUCCCGGACAAUUUUCCACCGCCAGAUCAACUCAAACUUCCGCCCCAGUUCUAUCUACCUGCGGAUACUACCCGACCAACCCGAGGUAUAGGCCGAUGAUUAACCCCGUGUGGCCUGGCGAGGCGAACUACGUCACUAAAUUGAACAGACACAGUUUUCCAUCUGUGGGGCCGAGAUAUGCGAUGCCGGACAGUAUGUCGUUGACGGAUAGCGAUAGCACCCAUAGCGGUUCGUUAGUGAACGGCUACAGGCAAUCAGGAGACCCGAUGAUGGGCUCACCAACGAAAUCCAGGUUUAUCGAGAGAGGCGUGCCGGAAGGUGCGGCGAGCGUGCAGCCUCAAGACGUAGGUGGUGGUGGUGGUGGUAGUGGUCACAGCAACAGCGGCACCAUGACGUCUCCGACGUCACCUCAGAACCCUCCGGUGCCGACACCACAGAAACCGAUGUUCUACGCCAUGAACGUUUGAACAGGGAAGUCAGUUAGCGUUCCGGUAUUGUAUUUGGUCGCAGCUCAAAGAUGGCGGCGAUCUUUUGGAGGUUGAAUCAUAUCUCGAAGGUUACGGAGGUCGUUUUGCUUCGUCGUCGAAGUCUGAAGGCCGAUCCGCGGCAUAUUUCAUCGUAUACCAUAUAGCUAUAAACUGCUACAUAGCUGAGAGGCGACCUCAACCAGCACGUUGAAAUAGAAAAUGGCACUUUUUUUGCAGGACAUUGUCUCGUGUAUUUCUGAUACUUAAUAUGAAGGUUAAUGUUUAUUUAUAAAAUUGGUUGUCACUCAAUUUAUAUAGAUCUUUUUUAGUCAUUGAAAUAACAUCAACACUAAAAUACUAAAUAUAAAAGUCUUUACUUUUUUAAAACUAUUGGAUCACUUUUGUUAUAGACGUCUAGUGCGUAUGUCAAAACCAGGAAAAAUAUGUACAGAACGGUUCCUUUAUUAUAAAUUAUCUCAUUUUGGAAAAAUAUCAGAUUUGUUUAGAUUUACUUAUACAUUUAAACAUUAUUAAUUUUUCCAUUAUUCUUUUUUUUUCAUCCAUUUGCUUUUCAGCAAAUGUCAAUGCUGACAUUUGACAAUGGAAAAAUACUUUAUUGCUAACAUUUUGAAAUAUACAUCUUUUUUUAAAUAAAUAUCUUUGCACAAGGUGUGUCUCCAUUUGAAAAAAUUGAAUUUUUACAAUUUUUCAAUUUAAUUUGUAAUGUUAGUAUUUGAUCACCUUGCAUUUAUUUAUUUUUAAAAUAACAAUCAACCACUAAAGUAGAUCCCAGCCUAUAAGGGGUAACCCGAAAGGCUUCCAGUCUGAGAAAUGGAUAGAUAAAUAGAUUUGGACAAGUAAACGUUACUUUUGACAGAAAAUUCAAAAUAUGUCAAAAACGCUAUGAUUUAGAUACAGCAUGUUAUACAGGGUGUUUCAAAACAAGUGCUAAAAACUGAACGCUAUAAAUACUGCGCAUAACUAAUGUUGUUAUUUUUUAUCUGAAAAACGGGAAUAAAUAAAACAAUAACAUAUAAACAUAUUUAAAAAAAUGUUUUAGAGAAAUAAUUUAGUUUUGAUUUGCAUUGCUUUGCGUUUAAUUAUUUAUUUGGAAACGGUAGGUAUUAUGAAAAAAACGCAUUAGACAAAAGUGUCUAAAUAAAACAUGAAGUACAAAAAUAUUUCUUAUGUCAAUUUAGUGAAGAAGCAUUAUAUGGGUAGUCUAAUUCAAUCCCCUCCACUCAUAUUAAAAAAAUAAAAAACAGAAAAUGAAGCUUUACAAUAUGAUAUUUUAUUGUUUUAUCUAUUUUUGUUUUUAGGAUCAAUAAUAAAAAACUUAUUUCUUCGCCAUAUUUGUAGCGCGAUAUCUCCCUAAUGCUUGCUUUUUGUCCCAAAGUUUAUUUUAAACAAUUAAUCACCUCCUUCAGUUUUUCGCAUUUGUUUGGAAACAUCCUUGAUAUGAAUUGUGUCUAGACGGUUCUGAGGAAAUUUUUUAAUAUGGUUAUUUGUCCACAAAAACAUUCUGUAUGGGAAAUAAUAUAAUAUUUUAAAAGUUUAGGUGAAUCUAAACAACUUUUGCCUUAAUUUUUUUUAUAUCUUCUAGAGCUUAUGAGAUAAGGUGUAUUCUCAUAAUACACAAGAAAAUUAAAUAACAUACUAUUCCAUUAAAAAACACUAGAAUUGUUCUCGAUUUCUAACACAAAAUUUAUUUAUCACUUUUUUAUCAUCUUAUCUACGUUAGAUUAUUAUUGACAUAAAAGAUGCCCUUAUACAAGUUUGUACAAGUACGUGCUGGCUGAAAAAAUUAUUAACGACAGGCAAUACAGUAGUUUAUAGGUAUAUGCGGGAUACCCAAAACUUAUUUGUAGGUUAUAAUAACCAUUGUGUAAGAAUUUAUGGGCAGAAAUAUUGUAUUGUUGCCCCAGUGGGCAACGUGACAUUUUAUCGUAUAACACUUCGAUGUGCUUGUUACUCAAAAAUAUUUAUUGACAUUAGUAGCGAUUGGACGUAAAUUGUUUUGGCCAAAUUAAACUUUAGCUGUUUAUCGUUUGGAGGCGUGACUGAGCGUCACCGAGCUUCGACUCGUUUUCCGUUCGUAGACCAAAAAAUAAUGAAAACCCCGACCAACGCUUAGAUCGGUAAACGUUAUUUUCCGUUACCAAAUCUCUCUCACACUCACACAGGCGUAUAGUUCUCGAAUAGUUUUACGGCCCAGUACUUUAAUCUAGGUGUAAAUUUGUGCGGUUUUUUAGUGUAACGCAUCAGAUAUAUAGAGUAGUAGAGUCAUUGUUGCCAAAAAGAAAAUGAGAUUUAAUUACCAAAGUAUUACGUAGUUAGGUAAGUGUUAAUGACCAAAUACUAAAUGAAACGAGUCGUGUUUUCAUCUAUAUUUGAGAGGGUGUGGUUAAGUCGAUUACGAGUUUGUCGUUUAAAUUUUACGAUUCCGAUCCUUGCGUGGCAAUUUCCCAAACCGGACAAUGCUUUUGUAUCGACAAAAAAUACUUUGUGGUGGAUUUUGUGCGGAUAGAGCUCUCUAUUUAGUUCGAAUUGACUAUAGUGUCCCCAAAGUUAAAAUUCUGUUUUUUUCGUUCUAGUACUUGAUUAAUGGUUUUUGUUCUCACACUUUGCUAAAUUAAAGGUUGGUGCGCAGUGAAAUGUAUCCGUCGUCUCAGCACGAACGGUUUUCAUAAAAAUCCCGUUAGGGGGCACUUUCGUAAAUGGCAUAGGGUGUGUUAAUAUUCUCGCGCGGUGUGUUAAGAAUCAUUACCAAAAUUGUGAUUAAAAAGUGACAAAGUUACUUUUAAGUUAGAAAAAGAAUUUAGCUUUAAUGUACCCUUAAAUGUAACUUAAAGUAUUUAUUUUAACAAUAGCGAAGAAAAAAAAAGAAUUAUAUACAUAUUAUUAUAUUUAACAUGAAGUGAGAAAAAUUUAGAGAAAUUAGAAUCGGUCUAAUGUAAUUUUUGUAAUUUAUCUAGAGUCGAGUAAGGCAGGGGAGGUCGCAAUGUUGCUCACGAAAAGAUAGAAUGGCAUUUUUUUUUAGUAGGUUCGAGGUAUCGCCGAAGGCAUUGUUAUUUUGUUAAUACUUCUUUACGUUUAAUUAUAAUUUUUCUAGUGUUUUAUACUGUUGAUAGUUAUUGAAACCAUUGAUUUACAAAUUAUUUAUAUUAUCUACCUUAA